AUGCCUCGCUUUGAUGAUGACGCUGCAAGCGUCGUCAGCUCAUCAGCAGGAUCUGUUAUUGCGGAGAGGAAAGUGCCUGCCGUUAUCGCAAACAAAACCAAGGAAGAGCUGCAGGUGUACGUGUUGGACCUCUUGAAAAAGCUAAAAAUCCGCGACAAGCGCAUUGAAGAACUAAGUGUCAACAAGGGAGGCUCGACAUCCGAGGGUUCAUCAGGGGUUGACCAUGGCGGUCUCGCGUCCCUGGUGCGGCGCGCUGAGGCGGCGGAGGCAGCUGCCCGCGAGGCUACGGAGGCGAGCAGUGCUUUGCGGGCGGAGCUGGCUCUGACUAAGGACUCAAUGGCGGAGGCGCAGGCGCGGGCUGAGGAGGCUCUGACCCAGUUGGCAGGGGCCCAGCGGGAGGCUGAGGCGCUGGUGGCUUCCUCCAGGGAGGGGGCCAUGGCGGCGGAGGAGCGAAUGCAGGAGCAUCUGCGGGAGAUGGAGUCCAUGCGGGCGGCUCUGGAUGCCUCCAAGCAGUCAGUUCGGGAGUGGUCGGAGCGCGAGGCGGCCUACCAGCAGCAGCUGGCCUCCCUAAAGGGGGCCCUCAAGGACAUGAGCGCCAAGGACAGGACCAUGACGGAGGAGCGUGAGGAGGCGUUCUCACGGCUCGGGGAAGCCAAGGAGCGCAUUGCCGAGCUGGAGGAUAAGCUGGCGGAAGUGGAGGGCAAGGCGGCGGAGGCCGGGGCCAUCGCCGCAGCGGAGCUGUCUGCUGCACAGACCCGUAUCACGAGCUUGGAGGCGGAAAUGGCCGCCGCAGCGGCGGCGGCAACGGCAGCAGCUGCCGCCGCCUCCGCUGACCUGGCUGCGGUGCAGACGCGCGUCGCGGACUUGGAGGCGGAGUUGUCAGAGUGCAAGGCUGCGGCGAAGGCUACUGCAGAUGCCGCCGGCGCUGAACUUGCAGCCGUGGAGGCGCGAGCCGCAUCUUUGGAGGCGGAGGCGGCUUCCGCCAAGGCCAGUGCCGACGCCGCCGGCUCCGAACUUGCCGAUGCCCAGGCGCGCGUGGCUAGCCUGGACGCCGACCUCUCCACGGCGAGGGCUACGGCGGAGGCGCGCAUUGCCGAUCUCCAAGCUGAGGUGGCGGCCACGGCGGCGCGCGUAGAGGCGCUGCAGCGCGACUUGGCGGAUGCCAGAAUGGCGGCGGCGGCGGUGCCGCCGCCGCCGCCUGGGUCGCCGGCGGCAGUGCUCAGCGGCGGCGGCGCCGCCGCGGAGACCAUGGCGCUGCGCGAGGCACAGGCACGGAUAGCGGAGUUGGAGGGUGAGUUGAUUGCCUCGGCGCGCAAGCUAGCGGAGCAUGAGGAUGCAGCUGUAGCGGCGAUGAAUAAACAGAAGCAGCGGUACGUGGCGCUGGAGGCGAAGCUGACAGCGACGCAGCAGCAGCUGGUAGUUGCGAAGCAGCAGCUGGAGUCAGCCGCCGCCGCCGCCGCUGGCAAUGGCAACGGCACCGUUGCAAAGGGCGUUUGCUCUGAGAACGGCGGAGUGCACGAUGACGCUGGUGCUGAGGACGCCACCAUUUCCGCCGCAGCGGCGGCUGCCAUAGCGGAGGCCCAGGAGCGGCUGCGGCAGGUGGAGGGGCGGCUGGCGGAGAGCACGGCGCAAGUCGAGGAGCUGGAGAAGCAGAACCAGCGCCUGGUUUUGGAGCGCGAAGCCCUGCUGACGUUGCAGGACCAGGCAGCAGGCGAGAUCACUGCCCGGCUGGCGGCCCUUGCUGACAAGGAGCGGGAGCUUGGGAUUAUGCAGGCAAGGGUGGUACUCCGGGACGCGGACGCGCGGCUGGAGGAGAUGCAGGCGAGAUUGGAUGAACACGAGACCGAAAUAGCGGCAGGAGAGGGAGGAGAGGGCGCGCAGGUUUCGGAGCUGCUCCGCGCCCGGGGCCAUUUGGCAGCUCAUAUAGAGGGGCUGGUGGCGGCUGUGGAGGAAAUGGAGGCAGCACAGCGCCGGACCUCGGCUGCGGCACAGGCCCGGGAGGAGGCUGUUGAUGAAGCCUUGUUGCUAGGGGCACAGGGGCUGCGGAGGGGCCCGGUGGUGUCCGCCGCGGAGGAGGGUGAUGGUAUCGAUGCCGGCGCAAGUACGGCGGAGACCGAAGCACCAGCGGAGGUGGCGACCGUGGCAGCAGCGGAGGCUGAACGGCUCCGUGGCGAGCUGGUGGUGGCUCGUGAGGAGCUGCACCAGAAGUCAGCGGAGGUUGCAGCGCUGUGCGAGAAGCUCGAGGAUGCCUCAAACCGGCUGGAGGCCCUGCAGCGCGACAUCCUUGCCGUAAGAGACGAGCGCGACGCCGCCGUUCACGCAUGCGAAGCAGCAGAGCGCGACGCCGCUGCCCUACAGGAUGAUCUGGAGCAGCAGCUUCAGGCGUUGCGGCAGCAGCUCGCGAUUGAGCAGGCGUCAGCGGCGGCAGCCGCCGCAGCUGAUGGCAAUGCCGCGGCAGCGGCCGCAGCCGCUGCAGCAACGCGCCUCUCGGAGCUAGAGACGGAGGUGCGUGAGCUCAAGGCCUUGUUGGACGAUCGCCAAACGGCGAUACAGCAACAGGAGGAGCAGCACCGGCGGCAACUGGAAGACCUUAAGCAACGGCAGCAUGAGGAACAGCUGGCGGCGGCAGCAGCGGAAACGAAUGCAAGGGAAGCAGCAGCCGCGGCAGCAGCAGCAGCUGCUGCGGCGGCAGUGGCGGCCUUGGAGUCCCGGGUUUUGGAGCUAGAGGCAGAACUCAAGCGCGCUUCAGAGGAGGCAGCAGCUCAGCAGCAGCUGCUGAGCGCGGAGGUCGAGGCACAAGUGGUGAAGAAAGAGGAGGAGCUCCGUGCGGCGUGUGAUGCAGCGGAGGUGCUGAAGGACCGGGUUUCGGAGCUGGAAGACGCACAUGGGGCCCUGGAGUCGCGCAGCCUGGAGGCGGUGUCGAGGGCGCAGGAACUGGAGGCCCAGCUGGCGGCAUCUGCGGAGGCGCUGGCCGCGGCACAGGCGCGCGUAGCGGAGCUGGAGGCAGCUGCCUCCGCCGCGGCGGAGGCGGUCGCGGAGCAGCAGCGCGGCGCCGCCGCGGCGGAGGCGGCAGCCGCCGCCAGCUUGUCAACGCGGUUAGGGGAUUUAGAAGCAGAGAAUGACCGGCUAUCGAAGGAGCUCCAGGCAAGGAAGGAGGAGGAGGGCUCACGGGGCUCCAAUUUGGCUAGGGAACCUCUAGCUAGACUGGGCGGAAAAGAGGAGUGGCGCUGCUGGGACCCAGUUCAGCUGCAUCCAAUGGAAGUAGCAUGGCUAGGGAGGCGCCAUACAUGUUUCCCAGAUCUCCUGCCUGAUGCUUAUCGAAUGUCCCUUUACGUGAAACCCAAACAGGAAGCCAAGCGGAAGCUGAUUGCCCUUGCCAAGAAGCGGCAGACGGAGGUAGCGGCGGCGGUUAAGGAAGUGGAGGUACGGCUGGCGGCCGCGGAGCAGGACGCGGCGGCGGCGCGCGCCGAGCUGGUGGCGGCGGAGGAAGAGCGCGGCACGUUGGCGGCCCGGGUUUCAGAGCUGACCGCUAGCGUGGCGGAUCUGACUCGGCAGGUUGCUGCGGCGAAUACGGAGGUGGCGCAGCGGGAUGGCCUACUGCAGGAGUACAAGUCGCUUGCUGCUCAACGUGAGGGAGCCGCUGGGGCGGCGACAGCGCGCAUGGAGCAGGAAGUUAAGCGGCUGCAGCACGAGUACGAGGUGGCUUUGUCCAAGACUCAGUCCAAGCUCCGAGACCGCGAGCUGGAGAUCGAGUCGCUGAAUGUGGCAUUAGGGCGUGCAGAGAAGGAGGCGGCGGCCGCGGCGGCGGAGGCGGCAGAGGCGCGACGCGCGGCGGCGGCAGCCGCCAGCGGCACCAGCGCCGAUGUGGCGGCGGCGCGGGCAGAGGCGGAUGUACUGCGCGCUGACGUGGCAUCCUUGCGGAAGGAGCUGGAAGCGGAGCGAAGCAAGGUGGCCAAGGCUACGGAGGACGCUCGCAAGCGAUGUGCUAAAGCGCAGAAGGCCCAACAUGCGGCAGAGGUGGCUCUGGCGGAGGCUAAAGGCAAGGCGCAGGCUGAGACGGCGGGCGCGCGUGUGGAGUUGGGUCUGGUUCAGCAGCAGCUGGAGGCGGUGAGGCGGGAGAAGGAGGCGGUGGAGACCGAGCUACGGGAUUACAGAAACAGAGCACAGGCUCUGCUCAAGAGCAAGGACGCAGAGAUCGCGAAGGCCCGCGAGGUGGCCUCUACCGCAGCGGCCGCCGCAGAGAGUGAGGAGCUGGCGGCGCUGCGUCACCAGCUGACAGCGGCGCUGGAGGCCGCGGCGGUGGCGGAGCGUGAGGGGCAGGAGUCGCUGGAGAGGUCGGCAGCAGAAGCAGCGGAGGAGAUUGAGCGGCUGCGGCUGCAGGGCCUUAUGCAGCGAGCUCAGGCUUCCGCGGAGGAGUACGGCAGGCGUGUGGAGGCGCUUGAGGCCCGGCUGGCUCACCACAGCGCGGAGGGCGAGGCGGGGAGGAGGGCGGCCGAGGCCCUGGAGGCGGCGGAUGCGCGGACGAAGGCCCUCAUGGAGGAGCUGGCUUCGUGUCGCGAGGAGCUCCGUUCCUUCAAGGCCUCCAGCGAGGCGCUGAUGGAGGCUAAGGACGCCGAGGUGCUGACACUGGUGCGCAGGAAUGCCGUGCUGCAGGAGGACGUGGUGGCAGCAAGACAUGCCCUGGCAGCUGCGGAAGCCGUCGCCGCCGAGGCGCAGGCGGCCGCCAAGGAGGCUUGCGCGCAGGCAGACGCCGCCACGAAGCAGCUGGAGGCACGGGCGAGGAGGGCAGCUUUGUUGGACGACGAAGACCGCCUGCAUGCGGCCGCCCUGGAGGCGUACAACCCGCCGCCGGCGACAGGACCAACGGCGCCGCCGCACAGCAGCCAUGGCCGCGCCCACGACUCGGCGUCGCUGCUCACCCAUACGAGCGCUGACGGGCUACCCUCCCUCAUCUCCAGCGGAGGAGCCUCCGGCACCGUCGGGGACAUCCUGGGCAGCCUGAUCCGCUCGGAUGUUCAAGCCCUGCUGGGCUCAGGGCCCGGCGGCGGCAGCGGUGGCGGCGGCGGUGGCGAGGAGCUGCGGCUGCUAUCUCGGGGCUCUGGGUCAGCGGCUGUGCUGCUGCCGCCGACGUCGGCGGGUGAGGCCAUGCCCUCGGCGCUGUCGGUGGGUGACGGUUUGACACCGGUAGCUGUUGCGACGGCCGAUGGCGCGCUGCCGUCGCCAGCGGUUUCGGCCGCGGUCUACGGCCGCAGCGGCGGCGGUAGCGAGGGGGGUGACGCCGUCGCCGCGCUUGCGGUGGCGCAGCAUGAGAACGUUUCCUUGCGAGGCCACGUGGCGGUGUUGGAGCAGGAGGUUGCGGAGUUGGAGAAGGAGGUGGCCUUGCGGGAGGAGAUGGAGCGGGCGCUGAAGGAGAGUGUGCGGGAUCUGGAGCGGGCUAUGCAGCGCCAAGCCAAAGGAUCCAACGCGAUCGACGCCGAGUACCUGAAGAACACGGUCAUCAAGAUGUUCCUGACCGGGGAGGCGGAGAAGCUGCUGCCCGUGUUCGCCACCAUCCUGUCAUUCAGCCCUGAAGAGGUCAAGAAGUGCAAGGAGGGCCUGGCGGCAAUCAAUAGGGGCGAGGUGCCGCUGCCAGCUGCCGCUGCGGCCGUGGAUGCGUCACUGAGCGCCUUUAGCACCAUCACAUCAUGGACUAGUUGGUUGGGAGGAGGAGGGGGGACGGCCAGUGGCGGCGGUGGCGCAAAGCCUCAGCCGCGCACCGCGCACACCGCGCGGCAUCCGCGCCCUAUCAACGCCAACGCAGUGUCAGCUCGGGAUGACUCUCUGGGUUCAAGGCCGUCGGCACUGGGGCCCCACGACCGAUGUAGUCCCUUGGAGCAGUACCCUAUCGCGCACCACCGCACGGGUGGUGAUGAGCUCACGGCGCCGGGCUUCACGGAAGGCCGGCCACUGCUGCCGCCGGAUGGGAAACCCUUCGAUAGCCACCAUAAUCGCCCCGGUGCGGCGGCGGAGCAGCCCCAGCGACAGCAGCAACACCAGCAUCGGCAUCAGGACGAGGGAUCCCCAGCGACCGGCGCUGCGGACUAUCUUAAUGAGCAACAGCAUCAUCAGUUAGAGUGGUCCCCGCAUGCUGGAGUACGAAGACAGCGGCAGAUCCAGCACCGGAACGAACAGCACCAACACCAGCACCAGCAGGACUCGGAUGACGGGAUGGCGGCGCCACGUCUAGCGCCAUGGCUCUUAGCAGACUACUACGACACGGCUGACCCAACAGCGUCGCACGCAGCUACCACCGCCAAUGGCACCAUCGCAAAAAGGACCCCGUGCAUGCCGCCGAUCCCGUUGCUGGCCACAGAGGAUAGCGGGACUGCGCCAUUUUCUUGGGCCAGAAGCAGCCUUCCCAGCCCUGUUGGGACACUGCUGGCGUCCCUGGAGGUGUCGCGCGAGGCGGAUGCGGACCACUUCGAGCCUGAACAGCGCCGAGCAGGUUACGGAUGCCGAUCCGACAAGGGUGGUCUAGGCGCGUCGGGCCAAGCACCAGGGUUCUCUUUGGCUGUCCCUGGGGCACCCCCGAGUACGGCCACGCCGCAGAUCCGGCCGUUAACACCCACGCAACUAGGCUACGCCGCCGCAGCUGCGCCGCCGCCGCCGCCGCCACUGCACUCGCACAGCUUGCACCACUUCCCGUGUCAGCAGCAGCUGCAGCGGCGCCAGGGGGUCCCACAUGGCCCGGGGCAAGUUGCAUCACAGGACGUUAGCAGCGGGGCUGCUGCCUCCCGGCUCGGGGCCGAGCCUGCAGCGGCACCGGCACCGGCGCCGUCCUCCAUGCUCGGCAAGCGGGCUGUGCCAGCCGUCAUGAGCUCUGCUGGCGACAUCCGCAUGCUUCUGUCGCCGCCGGAAUCAGGACGGGAGGACCACUUGCUUUCAGUAGCCGCGGCCGCGGGCUGUUUCGCUUCCUCCCCGACUUCCUGGGCCGGGCUGAGCCCUGCACUUCCGCUCGGACGGCCGAAGGCGACGACUGCGGGUGCCUCAAGGCAAGCGGAGUCGCCGAGUCGGAUCGGCGAUGGCGCCAGCGCCAAAGUUAGUCCCAUUAAGGCUGCCGCGUCCCCGCCGCGUUCCCUACACACCAGCCGCCAUCGCGACCUGUUAGCGUACCAAACGGCUAGGUCGUGCGGCGCCACACCGCCGCCGCCAGUAGGCGAUGGCCAACCAUCCACUCACCAGCAUCAUCAGCAGCAUCAAUCCCGGCGCCACCCGCAGCCGAAGCCUCAACUGCCAGAUCCUGGUCAUGAGCUUCACCACCGCGACCUGCAACCCCUGCAUGUCCAGCAAUCUCAGCAGCGGCAGCAACAGCAGGUACCCCACCUUCGUGACUGCUCACCCGAGCUGCGGCAGAGCGCACCUGACCCGUGCUCCUAUCCCCUCUUCCCUGCGUCCGCGUGUAGCCCUCGGCUACAGCAACACGCCAGGGUCAGGGGUGGCGCCGCCGCCGCCGCCGGAGGCGCAAGCGGCGGGGCUGGGCCGUCUCCGCGGCCCUGGUCGUCAGUGUCCGUGUCCGUAUCCCCCCGGGAUCUUCCGUCGCCGACUUACCUAUCGCAGGUUGUUUCAGGACCAGGAUCCAACAUCCACACGGAGGCCCCACCGCCCAUCCCAGCGGAGUGGCUGGAGGGGUUCGAGGAGCUGCUGCAGCUGCUCUCCCCAUGCCCUUCCGCCACCGCCGACGAGCAAGUCACUUCCAGACAUGGGCUUGGACCUAGGGUCGGGCCUAGGUUUGGGCCUGAGCACGCUGCUGCCGCAACCGCGGUUACCGGAGAUGGCGACGGAAGGAGGCGGCACUCUCCCCGCCCACAUUCGUCACCAUUGUUGUCGCCCGGCAGGCUAAUGGCGGCCUCGUCUGCACAGGAGCCGCGCAGCCAGCGCGAUGCAGUGACCCAGCAGCAGCAGCAUCUACUGAUGCUGCAUCACCACAGCACCCAGACGCGCAGCCAGGCCCCCUUCUCUCAGUACCAGCAGCAGUAUCAGCAGCAUCCAUACCCCCAGCAAGGACCUGCCCCGCAGCACGCACAGGGUCAGGGCCAGGUCCCGCGGCCCUCACCGCUGGCCCCAGCACAGCUGUCGCCCAAGCACCAGUCGCUGCCGCUGGCAACGGGGGAGCCGAGCGUGCGAGCGCAAGGCAGGGAACGGGGGCAGCUCCCCGGGGAGCACGCACCCCGCACGUACAGCCCAGGGCGGUCACAGCAACAGCAGCAGCAGCAGCCGCAAAGGGCGCAACAUCCACAGCAGGGGGGACGGGCUUCCGGCCAGGCGUCGCCGUCUGCGCGCAGCGGCCUCACCCCUGGCGGUCUAUUCCGACGCAACAUGCCUGCAGCGGCGGAAUCGACUUUACCGCCGCAGCAGCACGCAGCUGCUGACAUUGGUGCCCCUGGGGUAUUGCCCUGGACGCCGCCUGGCGUGGCGCCUGUGGGCAUGAGGCGUUUCGGCGCCCAGCCGCAGGAAGAGCCCCAUCUGAAGCGGCAAAGGUCGCCAGGGCGCCCGAACUCCGGACAGGGUCAUGGACAUGGCCCGGGACAGGAGCCGGCUUGGCGUGGACUGUGGGGACACGAACCGCCGAAUCGCGGCAAUGGCCGGAGCGGAGCACCUGGAGCCGCUGCUAACCCUGCCGCUGUCGCCAGCGCGUCUCAGCAUAAGCAACGGAUACAGCAGCAACCACAAAACUGGGGCCCGCAGCAGCAGCAGCAGUACUAUCAGCACCAUGGGCAGGAACAGCUGCCGCCGCGGGAAUUAGGUAGUGCGCAGCACUCGAGCUUUGACGCGGUCGCAAGCGUCAUCGCGGGGCGACUGCUGCGGGAAGCUGAGCAAAUGGGUCUUGCGGCCACGGCGGCCAAUGGCAGAAGCGGCGCAGGAGCGGGACAUGCGGAAGCAGCGGAGAGCGGUGGAGUUGACAGCAGCGGCUGCGUUGUUCGGCGACAGCGAGGGCCGGGACAAGGGGCGGCGCUUCUAUCCUCACAACCCGGUGGAGGGCAUGAUAGGGGCCGUGGGACGAAUGCCACUGCCGCCGCCACAAGCGCCGGCGCAUCUUCUGGCUUUCCUGCGGCCGAGCGGAGCCCUGCUGUAGGCCGGGCAGCGGUCAUCGUGGACUGCGGAAUGCCCGAGGCAUCGCCGCGAUUGGAGGCCGUGGAUGAGUUUCUGGGUCGCUGCAGGGACGACCUGGUGCCAAGGAGCCCGGCUCGGGCAACCGGGUCCAGUCCGCCGCGCGCACAGAGCGCUGGCCAUGUUGUGACCCAUAACAUGUCGGACGUGCGGGCCGCGGACCAGAACCGACCAGGCACCGCGGUGGACGCCCGCUGGCACGACCCCGGGAGAUCAGUACAGUUGCAAUCCGUUUGGAAAAACUGGGGAACAGCUGAGAUGCAGACAGAGCAGCCGCCUGAAUGCGCAAAGCCGUCGCGCCAAGAGCAGCUGCAGCGACAGCAACAGCAACAGCAGCGGCAAUUGUUGCUUUCACGGCAGCGCACCGCGAUACUGCAGUUGUCGCAGCGUGUUUUCGCAGGCUGGCGCCGCCAGGUGGUGAUACGGCGGCUAUGCUUCGGCCUAGAGUUUCGACGCGGUCAGCGGCUACAGGCCGAUGUGCUCAGGGCAUGGGAAGACGUGACGCGGAAGCAGCAGGCGCGCCGCCAGAGCGCCUGGGCCACGCUGGCGUCACUGAGGCUGCUGCGCCUGCUGCGUAAAGCCUGGCUUGCAUGGAAUCGCGCGCAUACCACCAGCGUCCAUGAGGCACGUGGGGCAGUGGUCCAUUACGCGCGCAGCUUGUUGGCUCGUGCGAUGCGCGGCUGGAUUACUCGUUGGGCGCAGAGGGCAUCGGUGCGGGUGCUGCUGAGUCACCGCACCACUGCCAUGGCGCGGGCUUGCCUAGCAGCCUGGCGGGAGGUCGCCCUCCGCUCAGCGCUGGAGGCCGCGGAGGCUACCGCUGCGGCGGCGGCGGCGGCGGCGGAGCCGCAGACGGCGGGAGUAGAGGCAAUGGGGGCCUGGGCUUGGGACGGCAGUGGGCGGCCAUCGCAGCCUACGUAUGCGCAUUUGCGUCACAGCCUGCAGCACCAGCAGUGGCCGCCAGGGGACCAGACGCUGCAGGGAUACCCCGAUAAAAAGGUGCCAUCUGAUAACACGCAGCAUGGGCAGCACAUGCAGUUGGCGGGUGCUUCCCCGCUAGGUGCGGCGGCUGAAGCUUCAGAGGCGCGGGCAGGGGGGCCCCACCGCUCGCUGGCGACAUGGAUGGAGACCAAUGAGGAAGGGGAGGAGGAGGCGGAGGAGGGGGAGGACGAUGAGGUGCAGGAGCUGGAGUACGGGCGUGGCGUGUAUCGCGCGCUGCGGCUGAGGAACUGUUUCCGGGCCUGGCUGCUGCUGACGGACGCGGCGAUGCAGGUCAUGUCGCAGCAGCAGGCGUUGCGCCACGUCAUGCAUGAGGAGCUCCUCCAAGACGCUGCCCUGUGCGCCGCCGCCGCCGCCAUCGCGCGUCACCGCUACCUAGCACCUGCCCUUCACGCUUGGAGAGCGCUGGUCGCCGCCGCGGCCACGGCCGCGACGCCGCCGCUGACGUCACAGACGUCGGCUACGAGCGCCAGCAGUGCUGCCCGCGAGCCGGGACCCCAGGUGAACACCACAAAGGGCCCCGGAGAGCAGCCACAGCCGCAAAACCUCCCGCCGAUGGUGAACGCGAUGGGAGUCAGGAGGGAUCCCAUGGCGGCAGCGGUGCUGCCGCCGCUGCCGCCGCCGCCGCCACCAUCCCAACGCGGAGUCGUUGUCCCAUGGGUCGCAGGUGGUAGCGCGGGCCUGGGUCCAGGCAGCGGUCCGCAUUUUCACGACACUCGAGUGGCUGCUACCGCCGGCGCGAUUGCAGGCACGGAUCGGCUUGAUGUCCAGCGGUCCAACGGUGGCGGAGGCAACAGCAGCCGCAACAGCAGCGGUGGCAGCGACGCCAGCGGAGCCAGCUUCGAGUUCGCAAGGCCUGUGCCGAACCAGGCUAGACACCAGCCGCAGCAGCAACAGCAGCAACCAGCGGGCGGCACACAACUUGGUGUAUUGGAGGUGACACCUCGGGCCGCCGCUGCGCAAGCCGCUGGGGGUAUCCGGCGCAGCAUCGACCCCAACCUUCUGCAGGACCCGCCCCUAGCAUGCUCCCAGCCCUGUGCCCCGGUCCCUGACCCGCAACCCAUUGUUUCCACGGCCGGAGCGUGCGCUCAAGGCCACGGCAGCAUGCAGGGCGCCGCUGCAGGCUUCCGGUCAAUUAGCAAUGCUGGCAUAGCCGGAACCCCAGCACCGAGCGGCGUGCCGGGCCUCGGGUCGGGCCCUGGCCUCUCCCAGAGGACCAGCGCGGGCGGUGGGGGGCCCAGUGCGCCCAUGAACACGCCUCCUAGCGUGCACGCGGCGCGGCUGGUUCAGAGCCGAAGCGGCGGCGGUGGGCCAGACCAAUCUAGCGGCAGCAGCGGCGGUGGUGGCGCCGUUAAUCCGUCCGGAGGGGACGAUCUAGCUGGAGGGCGGGCGGUGUUGGAGGAGCUGGCACCGGACGCAUUUCUCGAGCUGCUAGAGUCAGAUCUGGCCUGGUACACGGAGCAGUACCUGACGCCACCGCAGCCUGGGAGGGGCAGCAGAGCAGCGACGCGAAGCGACGGCGGCAGCUCCAGCGGGGGUGGCGGUGGCUUCGGCGCAACGCCAGUGGUAAUGAGCGGCUCCUAUGAUGGGCAAACACCAGCACGAGCGGUGACGACGGCGACUACGACAGCGUCGGCGGUCACGGCACCAUUGCCACUCACGGCCGCGGCCGUGGCGGGAAAUGUUGGACUGCGAACCGAGGUAGCGGCGGGUCUAAGCCCGAUGGUUGUCGUGGCAACUGGAUGCAUGGCGGGCACGCCGCCGCCGGCGGCUGUAGCGCACCAGCCAGUGUCAGCUCGCGUGCCGCUGCUGUCAGGGCCACUGGCGGAAGGUGGUUGGGACCCGUCAGCAGGCCCGCCAGGCCAGGGGAGCGCUAUCCAAGCCCCUAGUGGCGGUGACUGCGCAGUCAUGGGCGGCCGCGUGCAGAGCAGGCAGGCGGUGCACAACGAGCAGGGCCACGGCCGUCCCCCUUCCGGUGUCAUCUGGUAUCCGAACCCAUCCUUCGAGGAUGAAGACCAGUCGCAGGAGGACCAUGUUGUCACCUCCAGCACUUCAUUCGAGGGGGCGGUCGCCAACCAUUAUGGAGGUGACGCGGUAGCAGAGGAACACCCGCAACAAUCACAGCUUUUAUUAUCGCCGCCGCCACAGCAACAACAACAGCAGCAACCUCAGCAGCUCUACCCACAAAUGCAAAGCUCUGGUGGCGGUUGCAUGGCGGCCCAGGAUGGCGCACAGGGGCAACCGCCCCGUGCGGACAGCAAACUGGGUCGACGAGUGGGGUCUGGAUUUCGACGCAGUAUCGGCAGCGGCGCCGACGGCAGUGGCGGUGAGCUGCCGUUCAACGACAGUGGGCCGUGGCCACCGAUGGGGGCCUACGUGGCCUCUCCAGUGGCCAGCGAUGACGACAUGCCGUAUAAACGAUAUGUCGCCCUUCCUGGAGACUCGGGGCUGCUGCGGCUGCGGGGUGACAGCUGGCAGCCGGCCGAGAGGAAUUAA
Molecule: messenger RNA, 12639 nt
Organism: Volvox carteri f. nagariensis
Lineage: Eukaryota; Viridiplantae; Chlorophyta; Chlorophyceae; Chlamydomonadales; Volvocaceae
Exons: 32
Coding region: 1-12639 (4212 amino acids)
Cellular component (GO): Golgi apparatus
Source: RefSeq, a predicted model, not a curated record